UCGACGGGAGUUCGUGUGGGACGGACGGAGAGAGUUUGUGUUGCCGAAGAGGAGGAACGGUAGCAAAGGAAUAGGAGAGGGGGAAAGACAGACACGUUGGUGUAGGUGAAAGCAAUAGAAUAUUUCCAAUAUGGCAUCGGGAGACACAUUGUAUAUCGAGGCCGACGGUUCAGAAAUGCCUGCAGAGAUAGUUGAACUGCACGAAAUCGAAGUAGAAACGAUAGAGACAACUGUGGUCGGUGGAGACGACGACGAACACCAGCCUAUGAUCGCUUUGCAGCCUCUGGACUCUGAUGAUCCGAACCAUGUUCAUCAUCAUCAGGAGGUGAUAUUAGUUCAAACUCGAGAGGAGGUAGUCGGUGGGGACGACUCAGAUCUACGAGCGGACGACGAUUUCGAGGACCAAAUUCUUAUACCAGUUCCAGUCCCUGCUGCUGAAGAGGAAUAUAUCGAGCAGACGCUGGUGACUGUUGCAGGGAAAAGCUCUGUGGGCCGGAUGAAGAAGGGGGCUGGCGGCAGCGGCAAGAAAGCUGGUAAAAAGAGUUACUUGACUGCAGCUGAAGCAAGCAGUCGAAAAUGGGAGCAGAAACAAGUACAAAUAAAGACUCUGGAAGGAGAAUUUUCCGUUACGAUGUGGGCAUCAGAUGACAAGAAGGACAUUGAUCAUGAGACUGUGGUGGAGGAACAGAUCAUUGGGGAGAACUCCCCUCCAGACUACUCGGAGUACAUGACGGGGAAGAAGCUCCCGCCUGGGGGAAUCCCGGGAAUUGACCUGUCAGAUCCCAAACAGCUGGCGGAGUUUGCUAGGAUGAAGCCACGGAAAAUUAAGGAAGAUGAUGCACCUAGGACAAUAGCUUGUCCACACAAAGGCUGUACCAAAAUGUUCAGGGAUAACUCGGCCAUGCGGAAGCACUUGCACACCCACGGGCCGCGCGUGCAUGUGUGUGCAGAGUGUGGCAAGGCCUUCGUGGAGAGCUCCAAACUGAAGCGGCACCAGCUUGUACAUACUGGGGAGAAGCCUUUCCAGUGCACAUUCGAGGGCUGUGGAAAAAGGUUCUCUCUGGACUUUAACCUCCGGACACAUGUGCGCAUCCACACCGGGGACCGGCCCUACGUUUGCCCCUUCGACGGCUGCAACAAGAAGUUUGCCCAGUCCACCAACCUAAAGUCACACAUCCUAACACACGCCAAAGCCAAAAACAACCAGUGAGUUCCGUGUGUGGCCUAGAAAAACGGACCCUUUGUAUAUUGUUUCCAGGAUAAAAAAAAAACUGUGAGAGAACACCAUGACAGACUUUUUGAUAAGUACAGAGGUGAGAAUAAUAAACACUGUAGAUGACUUACUCAGCCCCUCACCUCCCGAGAAAAGUGAAGAAAGAGGAAAGCGUCAAUUUUUUUUUUUUCCUUUUUAACGAACCACCUGGUUUUGAAAGUUUCUUCUUGUGAAGAUGUGAAAGUCCGGGACCUGCGUCUACAGUCGAGCUAUUGCCACUGCAGCACCCAAAGAGAAGUCGGCGCUCACGUGUAGUGUAUUCUUUUGUGCAAACCAUCUGAAAGGAAACAAUGAAUUGCUUUUUUAAAAGUCAAAAUUAUUUGUUUUAAAGUGUGCAUAUUGUACACUUAUUUUUGACCUUAUAUGUAGUCAUGUUAUGUGCGUGCGUGUGUGUGUGUGUGUGUAUGUCUGUGUGUGUGUGAUCCCCAGAGAUUUAGGAUUUUUAGAAGAAUUUGCAGUUCUUGCAGUUCUGUUUUUUUCCUGUAAAAAGGAUAUUAUUAUUAUUGUUGUUGUUGUUAUUAUUAUUGUUAUCAUAUAUAUAAUUUGUGGGGGGUAUCCUUUCAGGUUUCCUUUUGUAUAAUUACAACGCACAGUUGAUUUCUCAAUCAUGUAGAUAAUAGAAAUGUGAAAUGGUGUUAAACCUAUCAAAACCCUUUUUAUCUCUUAAGUUAUCCUGAUGUUAAUAGCAGAUGCAAAAAGCUUAUGUCCAUCACUGAAAAUCCUGUUUAUUUUUUUUCUUUAUUAGGAACAAACCUGAAAACAAUCUGGGGUGUCUGUUUUUGCAUAGUCAGAAUGUAUUGUACAACUUGAUUAACCCUUGUUGAUAUAAACACCCCCCUGUACAAUGGUGACCAGUAAUAAUAAAACAGCGGUCCCCAUUUUGAGUCACUCACCGUGUUCAUUAGGACAGCGUUUGAGUGUUUGUUGGAUUGGAUACGAGUAGAGGUGGUACUAACAGACUUUUAUGUUAAAUGUUUACAGAAGGAAGGUGAAGCAAAAAUAGGAGGCAGAACCAUCAAUUCAUAUCGAUAUCAGUGAGGGGUAUACAUAAUUAUACACAAAUACAUACAUGCUGGUUUGCUGGGAGCAUGUAUGUAUUUGUGUAUACAGGUGGGUCUCGAAAGGUGGGCAGGGUGUUCACAGAGUGCAGCAUGAAAGCAUAUUCAUGGAAAGUUGACUGGAAUGGAAAAGUGUGGUAGGAAAAGGUAUGAAAGCAACAAGGAUGACAAGAUUGAUUCAAAAACUUGGGGGAACUUUACAAGUUGUGGACUGAGGCUGGAGUCUGCAUCAAGAGCCACCAUGCACAGACGUGUCCAGGAAAUGGUCUACAAGUGGCAUAUUCCUAGUGUCAAGCCACUCCUGUGAAAAGAGCCAGAACUGGACCGUUGCUCAGUGGUCCAAACUCUUCUUCACAUAAAAACAGAAUCUGCAUUUCAUUUGGAUACCAGGGUCUAAUCAAAGUCCCAAGGGUCUGGAGAAAGAGCAGAGAGUCACAGAAUCCAAGUGGCUUUAAGUUCAGUUUGGUGUUUCCACAGUCUGAUGAUUUGGGGUGCCAUGCCAUUUGGUGGUGUUGGUCUACUGUGUUUUAUCCAGUGUUUAAGUCCAGAGUUAAUGCACCCUUUGACCAGGAGAUUUUAGUGCACUUCAUGCUUCCAUCUGCUGACAAGCUUUAUGGAGCUCCAAAUUUCCUUUUCCAGCAGGACUUGGCACCUGCCCACAGUGCCAAAACUGCUAGUAACUGGUUUGCUUAACAUGGUAUUACUGUGCUUAAUUGGCCAGACAACUCGUCAGACCUGAACCCCAUAGAGAAUCUAUGGUUUAUUGUCAAGAGAACACUGAGAGACACCAGAGCCAACAAUACAGAUGACCUUAAGGUCGCUAUCAAAGCAACCUGGGCGUCCAUAACACCUCAACAAGGCCACAGGCUGAUUGCCUCCAUAGCACGCCACAUUGAUGUAGUAAUUUGUGCAAAAGCAGCCAGAAGAAGUAUUGAGUGUAUAAAUGAACUAUUUUAAAAUAAGACGUCCCGUCAAAUGAAGUCUAGAGAUGGGGCGGGUCUUAUACAAUGACAGUGAGAUGGGGCGGGUUUUACACGAUGACAGUGUCCUGUCAAAUGAAUGCUACAGAUGGGGCGUGUUUAACACAAUGACAGAAGAGGACUGUUUGCACCGCUUUGUACACAACCAAUGGCUGGCCUGAUGAACGGAAAUCAAAAGGUAAAAUGGGUUUCUAGAGACCAAUUCUCAAUUGAGAAUUGGAUUGGUUUCAACCAGGCUAAGGGUUAGACCCAAUCAGAAGUAGUGUAGGGCUGGGUGUCUUCUUGUCUAGUCUACUUCCAGUACUAUUUAUCUGCACACCAUUUUUUACUAUGCGAUGUACAAAAAAAAAAGUUUUACUCGAGGAUUCUGACUGUCUGACAGCAUUCCAGAUGCUGAUUGGCUAUCAGAAUCUGAGGUUAAAACGUAGGGAGGAAAAAAGGGCAUUGGAAGAUUAAACAAAUGUAGAAAAGGUAGAGGUCGCUUGGAAGAGGCAGCACAAGAGGAAUUAUUGAUGAGGAUGGAUGUUUUGUCAUUUUUACAAUUAUGUCAUGAUUAUGUUUCAUUUGGGAGAAACCAUUCUAGCUAGGUGAAGCAGAAGAUUUCAUAUGGAGAACCGACGUUACCGAUAGAUUGCCAUACACUGUAGAUCACCUAUCAUGACCAUUGAAAAUACAAAUGCCACACAGGCCAAUGAAGCCAUUUCAGUCCACCGCAAUGAAGAGAAACACAUCUCACAUUUUAAAAUAAAAUCAUUUUUAUUCUUCAUCACUAUGUAACAGAACAAAUCUGAAAACCAAGAACGCUUAAGAUGUCACAUCCCUUCAAAGUUCAAGAACAUUGGCUGGUGAUUAAAUGUACAUUCCCUACUCUACUGUCUUGAGAUACUGCUGUCAUUUUACCCUCUAUUUAAAUUGAUCGUGAUAGAUAUGAUUGCACACACUGAGGAUAUUUGGGCUUUGUAACAUUAGUAGUCUUUCAUCAAUUAAAAAAAAAGGAAAGCAAAAAAAAAAA
This is a messenger RNA of Alosa sapidissima (American shad), 4323 nucleotides long. It is a transcript of the gene yy1a, whose product is annotated as YY1 transcription factor a. Lineage: Eukaryota; Metazoa; Chordata; Actinopteri; Clupeiformes; Clupeidae. Gene Ontology annotation, cellular component: transcription regulator complex; PcG protein complex. The record is from RefSeq and is a predicted model, not a curated record. The transcript has 5 exons. The coding region runs from base 131 to 1210 and encodes 359 amino acids. Gene Ontology annotation, biological process: regulation of transcription by RNA polymerase II. Gene Ontology annotation, molecular function: RNA polymerase II cis-regulatory region sequence-specific DNA binding; DNA-binding transcription factor activity, RNA polymerase II-specific.